UUAUAUUUCAAUCCCGUCACUUAAAAGUUAAAAACUUUAAACCCUAAACCCUAUUAUCUAUCUCCAAUUUCUCUCAGUUUCUCCGCACUCAGCUCACACCACUUCCACCCUCCCGAUCAAAGAGGAAGACGAAAAAAUGAGUCGAGGAGCAGCAGCAGGAGGUGCCAAGGGAAAGAAGAAGGGAGCUUCAUUCACCAUUGAUUGUGCGAAGCCUGUUGAAGACAAAAUUAUGGACAUUGCUUCACUUGAGAAGUUUCUUCAGGAACGGAUUAAGGUUGGCGGUAAGGCUGGUGCUCUUGGUGAUUCCGUCACUGUUACUCGUGAGAAGAACAAGAUCACUGUUAAUUCUGACAGCAACUUCUCCAAGAGGUACUUGAAGUACUUGACAAAGAAAUACUUGAAGAAGCACAAUGUGAGGGAUUGGCUACGCGUCAUUGCUUCCAACAAGGAACGUAACGUAUACGAGUUGAGGUACUUCAACAUUGCCGAGAAUGAGGCCGAGGAAGAAGAUUAGGAACCAUUACCAAAUGUUUUUUAGGUCACAAUUUAGAUGGACAACAAAAAGGUAGAUAGUAUUACUAUGCCACUAAUACAAAACUCCCCCUCCCCUCUUCUGCUCUUCCUUCAGCUCAUUUGUACCGUGAUUGCUCGCUAACCCGGGCUGGAUUCCACCCCGAAUGGCCUUCAAAUGUCGGAAAAAAACGAUCGGUUAUCAAGUUCAUCACUUAAUUGAAACAGUAGUUGUUUCUGAAUUCUAAUGGCAGCCAGUCAAUGGAAACUGAUUUUGACA
Spinacia oleracea (spinach) is the source of this 790-nucleotide messenger RNA. Its product is annotated as 60S ribosomal protein L22-3. The transcript has 3 exons. Bases 137 to 514 code for a protein of 125 amino acids. NCBI's taxonomy places the organism in Eukaryota, Viridiplantae, Streptophyta, Magnoliopsida, Caryophyllales, Amaranthaceae. Gene Ontology annotation, molecular function: RNA binding; structural constituent of ribosome. Gene Ontology annotation, biological process: cytoplasmic translation. Gene Ontology annotation, cellular component: ribosome. The record is from RefSeq and is a predicted model, not a curated record.